Messenger RNA from Yamadazyma jaroonii, 1665 nucleotides. Lineage: Eukaryota; Fungi; Ascomycota; Pichiomycetes; Serinales; Debaryomycetaceae. The record is from the annotation of a GenBank genome assembly.
AUGGGUGCCUGUUGUAGUUGUUUAACGGGUAACGGUAAUGAUGGGAAAUAUUCACCAUUAUUAUUAGCAGAAAAUGAAAGGGAAGCUAUCAGUUCAUUAUUACAAUAUUUAGAAAAUCGUUCAGAUAUUGAUUUUUUCACUAAUGGUCCAUUAAAAGCAUUAUCAACAUUAGUUUAUUCAGAAAAUAUCGAUUUACAAAGAAGUGCCGCUUUAGCCUUUGCAGAAAUAACUGAAAAAGAUGUCCGUGCUGUUAAUAGAGAAGUCUUGGAGCCUAUUUUGAUAUUAUUACAAAGUUCUGAUGCUGAAGUUCAAAGAGCUGCUUGUGGAGCUUUAGGUAAUUUAGCUGUUAAUAACGAUAAUAAAAUCUUAAUUGUUGAAAUGGGAGGUUUAGAACCUUUAAUUAGACAAAUGAUGUCCACCAAUAUUGAAGUUCAAUGUAAUGCUGUUGGCUGUAUCACCAACUUAGCUACUCAAGAUGAUAAUAAAUCCAAGAUAGCUAAAAGUGGAGCUUUAAUUCCAUUAACCAAAUUAGCCAAAUCUAAAGAUAUUAGAGUUCAAAGAAAUGCUACUGGAGCUUUAUUAAAUAUGACCCAUUCAGGGGAAAAUAGACAAGAAUUAGUUAAUGCUGGAGCUGUACCAGUUUUAGUAUCAUUAUUAUCCAAUGAAGAUGCUGAUGUUCAAUAUUAUUGUACCACCGCAUUAUCAAAUAUUGCUGUUGAUGAAUUAAACCGUAAAAAAUUAUCAACCACAGAACCAAAAUUAGUUAGUCAAUUGGUCAGUCUUAUGUCAUCACCAAGUCCAAGAGUUCAAUGUCAAGCAACUUUAGCUUUAAGAAAUUUAGCUUCAGAUUCAGGUUAUCAAGUUGAAAUUGUUAGAGCUGGUGGAUUACCUCAUUUAGUUCAAUUAUUAACAUCAAAUCAUCAACCGUUAGUGUUAGCUGCUGUUGCAUGUAUUAGAAAUAUUUCAAUUCAUCCAUCAAAUGAAGCUUUAAUUAUUGAAGCAGGAUUUUUAAAACCUUUAGUUGGUUUAUUAGAUUAUUCUGAUCUGGAAGAAAUUCAAUGUCAUGCAGUUUCAACUUUAAGAAAUUUAGCUGCUUCAAGUGAAAGAAAUAGAUUAGCUUUAUUAGCUGCUGGAGCCGUUGAUAAAUGUAAAGAAUUAGUAUUAAAUGUUCCAUUAUCAGUCCAAUCAGAAAUUUCUGCAUGUUUUGCCAUUUUAGCUUUAGCUGAUGAUUUAAAACCAAAAUUAUAUGAAAGUCAAAUUAUUGAUGUUUUAAUUCCUUUAACUUUUAGUGAAAAUGGUGAAGUUUGUGGGAACUCUGCUGCUGCUUUAGCUAAUUUAUGUUCUAGAGUUAACAAUGAACAUAAACAAUAUAUUUUAAAUAAUUGGUCUCAACCAAAUGAUGGUAUUUAUGGAUUCUUGAUUAGAUUCUUAAGAAGUGAAAGUGCUACUUUCGAACAUAUUGCUUUAUGGACAAUAUUACAAUUAUUAGAAUCUAAUAAUUCCGAAAUCAAUUCUUUAAUUAAAGAAAAUGAGUCUAUAUUAUCAGGUAUUAAGAACUUGGGUGUCAGUCAACAAUCACAAAGAUUAUCAAAUGACGAACAAUUUGAUGAUCCAAGAGUUGAAUUAUAUAAUUUGACUCAACAGAUUUUACAAAUUUUAGGUUGA